AUCUGUGUGGUUUUUGUACCAAAUUCUAAAUGUUUGUUCUGGUUCACAUUCGGAGUUUGAUACUAAAAUGUCGCAUUUUCAUAUCUCAAAAUAUCAAGACAAGCUGAACCUUUUUCUGCAGGGGUGUGGUUUUGAACGUAGUAUAAUAUAAACCGAUUGCUAGACAUAUUUGGUCAUGGAAAAAAACGGCAAAACAGACUGAAUUCAAAUUUCGAAUGGUUAGUCUUGCGGAAGUAGACCUACGAUUUGCUCACUAUUAUUAUGAAUUGGUAGCGAAACGAUAGUAAAAUGAAAUCGUGAGAAUAAACAGUUUUUGACAUAUUUUUUUUUUUACUAAAAACUUAUACAUACAAAUUUUUAUUGUUUCUUGCCGCAUUUAUUGGAAUUACUGUUGUGGAAAUUUGCAAUAUGGAUGGAAGAAAGACAAUUUUUACAAAUCCGUCGUUAAUUUCACGUUACGUAUGCAAUAUACGAUUUCUAGUAGUUGCUGCCGUAUGUGUUCUUAUAAUAGCCGGGACAGUAUACUUUUCCCAUACAGAAAACGAAAGUAUUAACAAAGAAUUGCCAUUCGAAAAGCCUACAAAUGGAAAACCCGACAUUGAAAAGGAAAAUAAUGAUACACUACCAGGACCAUCCAAAUGGGAAAAUAAUGAAGAAAUCCAAAUAUUUCGAGAAUAUUUACAAAUCCCAAGUGUUCAUCCAGACAUCGACUAUGAGCCAUGUGUGGCCUUCUUGAAGAAACAAGCAGAAGGGUUGAAUCUUCCUGUGAAAAUUUAUUAUCCGGUGAAUGAUAAAAAUCCAAUCGUUGUAUUAACAUGGGAAGGAUCUAAACCGGAGCUGCCAACGAUCGUGUUAAAUUCACACAUGGAUGUAGUUCCAGUUUAUGAAGAGUAUUGGAAAUAUCCACCUUUUUCGGCCCACAUUGAUGAAUCGGGUAAUAUUUUUGCGCGUGGAGCUCAAGAUAUGAAAUCAGUUGGCAUGCAAUACUUGGCUGCGCUUCGCGCAUUGAAAAGAGAUGGUGUACAACAACUUAAAAGAACUAUACACGUUAUCUAUGUGCCCGACGAGGAAAGAGGUGGCGUACAAGGGAUGGCUGGAUUCGUUAAAUCUUCCCCAUUCAAAUCAAUUAAUUUGGCCUUUGCGUUGGAUGAAGGUGGUGUUGCCAUAAAUAAUGAAGGAGUCUUGCCUGUUUAUUAUGCCGAAAGAACCAUUUGGCAGAUCGAGUUCAUUUUUCACGGUCAUUCUGGCCACGGAUCCAAACUUUUCGAUGACACUCCCGGAGAGAAAUUGAGCUAUGUCGUAAGCAAAUUCAUGGAAUUUCGUAGAGGUGAAGUAUACAAAUUGAACCAACUGAAAUACCCAUACGGAAAUGUGACGACAAUCAAUCUUACAAAAAUUAAAGGAGGUGUUGAAAAUAAUGUGAUUCCAGCGGAAAUGAGUGCCACUUUCGAUAUUCGCAUUUCAAUCAAUACUGAUUUGGAUGAAUUUGAAAAAAUGAUUCACCGCUGGUGCAAGGAGGCUGGUGGCAAUAUUACCGUGACCACGUUGGAAAAGGGAGAAAAAGAAAAAGUUACUCCGGUUGAUGAUUCCAAUCCAUAUUGGAUUGCAUUCAGAAAUGCCGUGCACGAGUCUGGUCUCAAAGUUCAAGCAAUGGUAUUGGGUCCGUCUUCUGACAUGAAAUACAUUCGACGAAUUGGUUUAGCAGCAUUGGGCUUUUCACCGUUGAUGAACACCGUAGCAAAGUUGCAUGACCACAACGAAUACAUUUCGGUCGAUACUUAUUUAGCUGGUGUGAAUGUGUACAAAAAGAUUAUAUUGAACUUAGGCAACGUGUGAAAUGGGCGGUACUCGAUAUAUGCUUUUUAGUACAAAAUUUUUUUGGCUUUUUGGCUGGAAUUAAAGAAUAGAAAAUAGAACUUUGGUUGCCACAUCUCAUAAUCGGUUAAUUGUUUCUUUAUUCUUCAGAAUAAUCUGUUGCUUUACAAAGCAAAUAUUUCUGUGUAAGAUACCAAACGAUAAAAAAAGAUAAAUAAAAGAUUUGCCAUGUAUGGUUUGGAAUUCA
Sitodiplosis mosellana (orange wheat blossom midge) is the source of this 2062-nucleotide messenger RNA. RefSeq names its product aminoacylase-1-like. The coding region runs from base 409 to 1836 and encodes 475 amino acids. Gene Ontology annotation, biological process: amino acid metabolic process. Gene Ontology annotation, cellular component: cytoplasm. The transcript is spliced from 7 exons. The record is from RefSeq and is a predicted model, not a curated record. NCBI's taxonomy places the organism in Eukaryota, Metazoa, Arthropoda, Insecta, Diptera, Cecidomyiidae. Gene Ontology annotation, molecular function: aminoacylase activity.